CGUCCUUUUGCUCGAAGCAAAAACCACCACACUUUGCUCAGACAGGCACCAUACUUCCGCUAACAUUCCAUUGGUAGUUUGGUACUACUAUUAUACUACUCCCUAGUAAUAAUUUACAAUAAACCAACAAACAAAGAACAUAGGAAGUAGCAGCAGAUUAACUCUUCAGCAUAAAACAAGCAAAAAAUGGAGCUUUGAAACACUUCAAGAUUGCAACUUUUUGCUUCAAUGGAGUGUCUACUCCCAACCCCUUUUUCAUUUUCUUCUUCUUUUUCCUCACCAAGCUGGUUUUCUCCAUUUCUAGUACUAAAAAAUAGUAGUAAACUUGGUUUCAACAGAAAAUUAUGUAGCUUUAACAGAAAUGGAAGUAGGUCCACGAGUAUGAGUCAUGAAAUGGAAAGCUCUGUUUUUUCUUACAAGAAGUUGAUUCACUUUGCUUUAGAAGAAACCAACUCACAUACCCAAUUUGUCCCUUCUCCAUUACAGGAGAAAUACAGCUCUUUGUUGGCCAUGGAUGACGAAACGGAGCUACAGAUGCUGUCUUUUGAAGCCCCUAAAAUUCGACUUCUUCGCAGUUUGUGUAUUGAAGGGAGCGACGGCAUGCAGGUAUUGGAUUUUGCUGCAUUCCCAAAACCGGAAUUUGAUCUGCCUAUCUUCUGUGCGAACUUUUUCACUGCUGCUAAGAUGAACAUAAUUGUACUGGACCUUAACCCAUUGCAUGAUGUCAUGGAUCAAGAAGAUUACAAAGAGAAGUACUAUAAAGGCUUGAUUCCUUUAGGCCUCAAGUAUUCUGAGCUUUUACCCUGGGGAGGGAAGCUCACCAGCGAGUCUCUGAAAUUCUUUUCCCCAAUAGUCAUAUGGACGAGAUUCUCAUCUAGCCCAUACAACCAUUCAGUUCUGUUUUCUGCAUUCAAGGAUUAUUACAAGGCAUGGCUUGAGCUAAUGGACAGAUCAGAAGAGGAAACUGAUGCUUCUCAAGUUGAUCGCAAUCGCGAAGCUCAGCAUAGAUACUUGACAUGGAGAGCAGAAAAAGAUCCAGGUCAUGGAGUUUUGAAAAGACUGGUAGGGGAAGCUCUUGCCAAGGAUGUGAUUAGUGAAUUCCUAUUCAAUGGUGUUAACAAGCUUGGUAGCAAAACAUUUCUUGAUUACUUUCCAGAGUACAGAUGUGAAGAUGGUAGAGUAAACGAAAAGCGCAGCAUGAUUGGAAAAUCAUUUGAAAGUCGACCUUGGAAUGCAAGAGGAGAAUUCAUAGGUAAUAGGGUUAGCUAGUCUGAUGUAAUUUUUGCAAUUUUCUUUAUUUAUUUUUUACCUAGUCGCCAAUUCCAACUCGCUUGGGAUUGAGUCAUAAUUGUUGUUGUUGUUGUAGUAGUAGUAGUCGCCAUCGUCGUCUCUGUCAAUGUUAAUCUUGACUGAGAUGCAAGAGGAGGAGAUCCAUAGGUGAUAGGUUGGAUCAUCUGUUGUAAUUUUCAUAAGCUCUCUUUAUUUUUCUUUAUUCAGUCUCUUUCAAUGUAAAAGUGUUCAUUCUAUCCCCUAAUCACUUUCUUCAUUCCCCUCUAA
This is a messenger RNA of Nicotiana tabacum (common tobacco), 1557 nucleotides long. RefSeq names its product phytochromobilin:ferredoxin oxidoreductase, chloroplastic. NCBI's taxonomy places the organism in Eukaryota, Viridiplantae, Streptophyta, Magnoliopsida, Solanales, Solanaceae. Gene Ontology annotation, biological process: phytochromobilin biosynthetic process. The record is from RefSeq and is a predicted model, not a curated record. Gene Ontology annotation, molecular function: phytochromobilin:ferredoxin oxidoreductase activity; cobalt ion binding.